Molecule: messenger RNA, 2461 nt
Organism: Strongylocentrotus purpuratus (purple sea urchin)
Lineage: Eukaryota; Metazoa; Echinodermata; Echinoidea; Camarodonta; Strongylocentrotidae
Product: LIM/homeobox protein Lhx4
Exons: 7
Coding region: 218-1552 (444 amino acids)
Biological process (GO): neuron differentiation; regulation of transcription by RNA polymerase II
Cellular component (GO): nucleus
Molecular function (GO): DNA-binding transcription factor activity, RNA polymerase II-specific; RNA polymerase II transcription regulatory region sequence-specific DNA binding
Source: RefSeq, a predicted model, not a curated record
CACUGCAUCUCUCUGGCUGGGAUCGCAUCUUACCAACCCCUUCUCCCCUCUCAUUCACUCAGGCAACUACGUUCAGGCUAAGACGACGUAUACGGCCUCUCCUCUCGCAGUUAGGAUCCAGUCUCCACACCACCACCACCACCAUCAUCUCUUCCAAGUUCGGAGCGGAAUCGAGAGGCUAAGUUUACCAUCGGGAGAAAACAGAGGAGAUUGUGUCAUGAAACAGGACUUGUUUAUCGGAGGACCUCUCCAGAUUGAGCGAAACAUGCCACAGGCGACCAACGAUUCAUUUCAAGAACAGAAAUCCAUCUCACUGUGCGCUGGAUGCGAUCAUCCUAUCCUAGACCGGUUUAUACUGAAGGUGGUGGACCGGGCCUGGCACGCCAAGUGUUUGCGGUGUGUCGACUGUAACGCUCAGCUCACCGACCGAUGCUUUUCCAGAGACGGCGGUGUUUUCUGCAAGGAAGACUUUUUUAAACGAUUCGGUACCAAGUGCUCUUCGUGCGAGAAGGGCAUCGCCCCGACCGAGAUCGUCCGCAGAGCCCUCGACAACGUCUAUCAUCUCCACUGUUUCUGUUGCAUCAUCUGCACACGACAGCUGUCGACCGGUGACGAAUUCUUCCUCAUGACUGACAACAAAUUGGUCUGCAAGCAAGACUACGAGGCAGCCAAAGCACGAGGGAUUUGCCGAGAUCCACAAGAGCAUCUCAAUCAAGAACUGGAGAUGGACAACAGUAACAAACGACCCCGAACGACAAUCACAGCCAAGCAACUUGAGACCCUGAAGACAGCCUACUCGAACAGUCCUAAACCUGCUAGACACGUUCGUGAGCAGCUCGCUCAAGAAACUGGACUCGACAUGAGAGUUGUCCAGGUCUGGUUCCAGAACCGAAGGGCCAAGGAAAAGCGGCUGAAGAAGGACGCAAACCGUCAGCGCUGGGGACACUACUUCCGGAACAUCAAACGGGUCAACGAGGCGAGCAGUCCGGCCAGUGGUCCAGAACCUCUUGCGUCACCGGUCAAGCUGGAACCCUCAGACCUGGACGACACGACCGUCUUUGACGGGGAGAUGGCUUUUGAUGAUGAUCACUCACCAGGUAUGCCUGAUCAUGGAAUCACAUUUCAGAACGACAGACAUCAUCAUGGCCCUCCCGGUAUACCCUUGUCGAGCCCGUACAUGAACCACUGCGAUUCGUUCCUCUCGCCCCCACCGACAGCCCCGUCAGUAAACAGCGGUUACCCCGUCAACAACCCCUCCCCGACCCUCCCCGUUCAACUCUCCCCGAACCACCACACCAACGGUCUCGGCAUGUCUGGGAUCCCUUUCUCGGAGGCCGCGGGCAUGCCGGGGAUCAUGAGCGCCGCCAGCCACGGCUUGGGCGAGGCCAUGCGGGCCGUCGUCAACCCGGGAGGUGAUAUGGGCGUGGUCACGCCACCACCCCCAGGCAGUUUCCACGAAGAGUUCUCCCAUCCGCAUCCCGGCCCCUGGUUAGAGCACCACUCCCUCCCCCAUCCACACCCACACCCUCACCCGCUCCCACAUCAGUAUUAAAGACCGGCUUCUCCGCAGAGAACGACUGGACACUACAAGACUAGUGUAAAUUAACUUUGACCUCGUGAUCGCCGAAUGAAUAUGCAUGAUAUGCAAAGUGGCCAGACUCUUUUUUGAAGGAAAGCGAGAUGUUGUGAAAGAUUUUACCAGUAGCUGCAUGGACUUUACGAGAAUAGCGGCUGAGAAAAAUUGGUGAAUUCCGAUUUAUAAUGAUUGUGAUUUGAUGAGUUAAUGUUAUCAAACAUUGUAUCAUACUGCGUGCAAUUUGAAUUUGAAUUAAUCAAACAAAUAUAAUUUUAAUCAUUUCUGUGAAGGACAAUAUUUGCAAUGUCAUAAACUUCAGUUCGCAAUGUGUUUGUACAAGACGUGUAUAUGGGUAUGUUUCAUUUCAUUUAUUCCACUGGUUGCAAUUAAUUUUGAGGACAAAAUGUUGAUAACUACUAUGACUUCAACACGUGUAAUCCCAAUUUGUUUAACCAAAAUACUUGCCGUGCUAUGCAAUUCAUUCAAAAUAUGUAUAUUCAACUCUUUCAAAAAAAUGUUUUCGUUUAUAUCCAAGUGCAAUCCUUUCCUCCAGAAGCAUUAUAUAGUCGUGGGUUCAUGCAAUCAAAACGUGCUACAAAUUUGACCAACUAUACGGGCAUCUUAUUUCGAUUCCAAGCUGAAAAGUUAUUUUGAAAAAUGACUGAAGAAUUGUAAUUCAUUCACUGUCUACAUGGAAAUAGUUUAUUUUAGCUAAUGAUAUACUGAUUGUCUAAGAUUUCAAGACCACAAUCGUUUUUUAAUUAAUUUAGAAUGGUAUAUAAGUGACAUAUUCAAGAGAUAUAAAACAAUACAUUACGUAACAUAAAAACGUAAUUUGUGACUUAACUGAAGUAGAACUUCUUGAAGAAUUUUUUUUUUUUUUUU